AUGCCGAACAUCGACAAACUGCUCGUUGCUCUCGCCUAUCUCAUCACCGCAGCAUUUGCGAUUCAAUCAUGGGAAAUCAACGAGAAUUCGAAGUCGUCGUUUCCCCUAUUUGGCGAUAUGAUUCUAACUCCUGCGCAGCUUAGUCGCUACCAGAAUUCCAGUAAAUCAUCACCAGUGCGAAGUGUCAACCUUAAAGAGACUUCAAUGAAUCGAUGGGCGAACAAUAUUAUUCCGAUUGUGAUAUCGCCACAGUACAGUCCAGCACAAAUCUCGAUAAUUCGCAACUCAUUGAAAACGUUUGAAGAGAUCUCGUGUUUCAAAUUCGUCGAUCGUGGGUCUCAACGCGAUUAUCUGUUUAUUGUGCCGUUAGAUGGGUGUUAUUCGUACGUUGGAAAAAUUGGAGGCAAACAAACAAUUUCACUCGCCGCCGACUGUAUUGCCGAUUAUAUUAUUUGGCAUGAGAUGAUGCACGCAAUCGGAUUCGAGCACGAGCAUCAAAGGCCGGAUCGCGAUGACUACAUCAAAGUGACUUAUGAAAAUGUCAUACCAAGCCAAAUCGUGAAUUUCGACAAAAUCCAGCCGCAUUUGGUGGAUUAUCCGGAUCAGUACGAUUAUAGAUCCAUUAUGCAUUAUGACGGCUCGGCUUUUGGCAAAAUCGAUUAUACGAAGAGGGUUCGAUUGGCGACGAUGACACCAUUGAAGAGAGGAAUACAGCUAUUGGACAAUUUGAAGUUCACAACGACCGAUAUUCGAAAAUUGAAUCGUUUGGGGAAAUGCUCGGGAGCUUCCGGAGCGGUUAGUCCCGACAAACGGACGAAAUGUGUGGAUAUUGCCAACGAUUGCGGUCAAUCCAAAAAGAGAGGAAUGUGCGAUAAUCCGUUCUAUCGGCCGAUGAUGCGCCGAAACUGCCAACGGACUUGUGGAAUGUGUUUGGUCUCGAGAGGAAUGGAAGGCGACAAAAUCUGCGAAGACAAGCAUCCCAAUUGCGCCACCUACGUCAUAAACGGAAUAUGUGAGAAUGAGUUUUACGAGCGCUGGCGACAAGACCACUGCGCGAAAUCUUGUGGACUUUGCACAUCUACUUAA
Caenorhabditis bovis is the source of this 1086-nucleotide messenger RNA. NCBI's taxonomy places the organism in Eukaryota, Metazoa, Nematoda, Chromadorea, Rhabditida, Rhabditidae. The record is from the annotation of a GenBank genome assembly.